Molecule: messenger RNA, 933 nt
Organism: Hibiscus syriacus
Lineage: Eukaryota; Viridiplantae; Streptophyta; Magnoliopsida; Malvales; Malvaceae
Product: gamma-glutamyl peptidase 5-like
Exons: 4
Coding region: 115-852 (245 amino acids)
Cellular component (GO): cytosol
Source: RefSeq, a predicted model, not a curated record
AAGCCUUCAAUAUAUAUAUUUAUAUAUAUAUAUAUCAAGAGAGAGAGGGAGAGGGAACUUGCUUUUGAUUUGAUUCUGAUUUUGUUUUGUUUUAAAGGGAAUUUUGAAAUUAUCAUGGGUGGUGGGAAGAGAUUUGCUGUUCUUCUAUGCGCGGAGGAUUCGGAUUACGUCAAGAAGAGGCACGGCGGUUAUUACGGCGUUUUCGUCGAAAUGCUGGCGGAAGAGGGCGAGACUUGGGACGUUUUCAAGGUGGCCAAUGGAGAGUUCCCCGACGAUGACGGGAUCGCCGAUUUCGAUGGAUUCGUUAUAACCGGGAGUUGCAACGAUGCGCACGGGAACGAUGUUUGGAUCUGCAAGUUGAUUGCUCUUUUGAGCAAAUUGGAUUCGUUGAACAAGAAAGUUCUCGGGAUUUGCUUUGGUCAUCAGAUUCUUAGUCGAGCACUGGGAGGGAAAACGGGGCGAGCCAUCACGGGGUGGGACAUUGGGGUGACAUCCAUUCAUUUGUCAUCGUCUUCGUCGAAGCUCUUCUCGUCCCUGAAAAUCCCGACCACUCUUUCGGUGAUCGAGUGCCACCGUGACGAGGUUAGAGAACUCCCGCCGAAGGCGGAGGUGAUCGCAUGGUCCGAGAAGACCGGUGUCGAGAUGUUUAGGUGCGGCGAUCAUAUACUCGGAAUCCAAGGCCACCCCGAGUACACCAAAGACAUUCUUUUCCACCUGAUUGACCGCCUCUUGCAGCUUAGUUUUAUCGAAGAAGCGUAUGCUGAUGUGCUGAAGGCAGGGCUGGUGAAAGUGGAGCCUGAUAAGGAAGCAUGGAAGAAACUGUGCACCGGUUUCCUCAAGGGUAGGCUAUGAUUUAGACCAGGUUUUCAAGUCGCGGUCGUGUUUUCGGUCAUUUCGGGUUUACAGUGAUUGUGGAUUCGGAGAAUUUUCAAU